Molecule: messenger RNA, 3146 nt
Organism: Anolis sagrei ordinatus
Lineage: Eukaryota; Metazoa; Chordata; Lepidosauria; Squamata; Anolidae
Product: endothelial protein C receptor
Biological process (GO): negative regulation of coagulation
Molecular function (GO): signaling receptor activity
Source: RefSeq, a predicted model, not a curated record
UGGGCAAGAUAGAGAGAGGGAGUCCUGCUUGUGCUUGCUUCUCCAGAGAACCCUGUUUAGUGUCCUGAAGCUUAAAAGCGCUUGGCUCCAACUUCCAGGACUCUUUUAAUAUCUCUGGGAACCUUUGCUCUUAAGUAUUCCUGGCUUUUGUGACUCCUGGGAAUGUUGUUCUUGCACAUGUUCCUCCUGUCUUUGGCCCUGUGCCACUGGGCAUAUGCUGCAGACUCUCAUAACUUCACUAUGGUCCACCACACUUACUUUCCAAACAAGACUCUGGUGGAAACUGUUGGUCAUGCCACUCUGGAUGGGACACACACCCACAGCCUGGAGAGCCAUAAUGGGCAUGUCAAUGUGAGCCAGUUGCUCCCACUGGAGUCUACAGAUCUCUGGGAGAUGAGGAGAACCAAGCUGCGGGAUUAUCUAUCUCAGUUGAAGAACCUGAUCUAUUUGCUCACCCAAGAAAGAAAUAUAUCAUACCCCCUCGAAGUACACUGCACUGCAACAUGCCAGCUCUCUGAGAAUGGUACCAGCAGCUUCUUUGAGGUUUUGCUCAAUAAGGCUGAAUUCCUGAGAUUCCAUGGAGCCAAGAAUCACUGGGAACCUUUACAAGAAACAUCUGCAGCUAUCUAUGCCAGUACAAAUCUGAACAAAUAUAACGAGACCAGGGAACAUCUACAGUUUUUCCUACAGGAAACAUGUAUCAACUUCAUCAGAGAACACACUGAUGUGAAAGGAGCCUUAACUGGGAAACGGGAAGGACGCCCACACACUCCAUUGGUGUUAGGCAUCAUUCUUGGUGCCCUUGCUAUAAUGGCUUUCGCUGUUUGCCUCUUCCUAUGCACUGGUGGGAGGAGAUAGCACCAGUCACCACAGCAUUUGGACUACCAACUCUCUAGACUGCCUAGUCCAGUUCAACAUAAGCGGGAAGAUGUAGACUCUUAUGCUUGCCAUUUUCUUUCACUCUGACAUUACUGAUAUGUAUGAUGAACGAUCAAAGAGAAGCAGCAAGGCUAUCAGUAUCACUGGGAUAUUUACUGUCUUCGCAACCUGGAGAAAAGCCCCCUUCACCCAUCCUUCCAAAAGUCUGAGGUUUCCAGUUUGGACACUCUGUGGCUGGGAGAGCCCCACCUGAUACAUUUUAAUCAUGCUGCACCAUUCCUGACAUGUAGUGACUUUUGAUCCAUUUCCAGCCCCAUUCACAGGGUUGAUUUUCACAUAAAUGCUUUGAACAACUUGGGAUCAAGGAACUCCAAGAAUGCCCACAUCACCUGUGUACCUGCCUCAUGAUAUUAGAGUACUCUGACAGUCCCCUCAUUGUAAAGCUGAGGCUUGUUACAAACAUGUUUCUUUUGUUGUAAUCUCUUGGCUCUGAAAUCUUUUUCUUGGAUAUGAAAGUUUAAAUUCCUUAUCAUCUACGUUGCUAGCAUUUUAGCACAAGCCUGGGUUUUUUUUGUCUACAGGUAGCAAAUGGAUGAAAUAUUCUAACGCUGUUAAUAGCUCAGAUCUAUUGUUUUAGUCCCUGCAGUGAUUUUAGGUUUUGUGCUUGUGGUUGUAUUUUUUAGUAUCCAUAUUAUAUUUAAUGUUGUGUAUGUAUGUUAGGUUUAAGGCUUUGUUGUAACCUUGUAUUUUAGUUGUAUUAUUCCUAUGUUGAUAUUUUUUAACAGUUUAAAUGGCUAAAAACACUAGAUCCUCUUUGAUCUUGGAAGCUAAUCCAGGUCCGCCCUGAAUAGUAUGGAUGAGAUACUACCAAGUCACCAGGUUAUUUCAGAGGAAGAAACUUGCAAAACCUCCCAUGUAUUUCUUCCCUAAGAAAAUCCUAUGAAAUUCAUGGGUUUGCUAUUAGCUGGUGGGUGACUUGAAGGAACAUAGACACACUUUUCCCUCCAAAUUAUACUGUACAAUGCUUAAGAAAAGCACUUUGUGGGGCAUUUAAGAGGUACAUUUGUAUGUACACAUUAGUGGACAGGGCAAGAGCAAGUUCACAAAGCACAGUAUAAAAGAACAUGUUCACGCAUCUUGUUCUGUUUUUCCUCAUUUUGAUGCAUCCUGAAAAACAGAAUUAUUACCAGUAUUUUUUAUUUUGUUGCAACAGUUUGAAAGAGUCAAACAGGAUUUAUGAAUGGAUUUUAAAACUCUAUUGCUAUGCUAUGUGCUGAUGACUACUGGGUUGGAAUAACUUAUGAGGAAUAUAUCCAUCGGCAGUUAUUAAACAGGUAGACUAAAUUAAAUCUCCAUCCCCAGAGGCAGUAUGUCAUUGAAUAUCAGUUGCCAAGAAAGUAGAACAAUGGAGUAUUAUUGCCUUAUUUGUGAACUUACUGGAUGCAUCAGGUUUGGUUACUGUUAAAAGAGGACAUUUAAUAAGAUGGGUUGUAUUGUAGGAUCCAGUAGAGAAGUUCUUAUCAUGACUCUAGAUGUAGAGUUAGGCACCACAUUAUAGAUAUUAUGGCUUAAGAAAAGGCAUUAAUAUCAGAGUCGGGCAGGUAGCAUCUAAGGCAACAAAAACAGCAGUUGCGUAUUUUUGUAACUGCUAAAUCGCUCCAAAACUCCCCCGUCCCCUCUCUAGUUUGACAGAAGGCAACACAUAUUUUUUUCAAUAAAGACAAAACAAGCAUCUAGAAAUAGUUGGUGGAGGUGUGUCCAUAAGAGGAAUUGGGAACAGCAAAGACUAGAAAUAAUGCUUCUUGUAAAAGUACCAUUAAGCCUCUCCUUGAAACAGAAUGUACAAGAAAGCAAGAUUCAGCUACUUUUCCUUGAAUAUUCCUGACAAUAUGAGAGAAAGUGAACCUUGAACUAUAACAUGAGGUACAACUAAUUUUAUCCUUGCAACAGAACUAAGUAGGAAAUCACAAAUGGUUAAGUAGCUCAUGUAUAAAUUUUUAAGUGCUUUGAAAAAAAACAACAACCAACGUUUGAUAAAUGCUCCGUUCAGGCUUUCUGGAUUAUAUCUCAAAUUGCUUUCUGAAGAAACACAGACUUGGGGGUUACAGAUCUCAGUUGCAAAAAAAAGUCUUUGAAACACCUCCAUUUCUGUUUUUGAGCCCAAGCUCAUAAAAAUAUUUCUAACAACAUGGAGCAGCUGAGAGGGCAACUGGCUUUCUGAAUGUUAUUAAAUGCAUUUUUUUAAUAAAUCCAUUCAAACUAACAAA